GCCAUGAGAAAUGUAUACAAUCCCAAUUAACCAAAGCAGAAUCGAUCCCUCAUACCCAUAACUUCCCUUAACCACAACAAAAUAUCCUCAAAUCUCCUCUUCUCUCUCCUAAAACCCCUCCAGUCACCCCUUAAUCUCAUUCUUCCCUUUUCCUUAAAACUCCACUUAGGCACUAAAAUCAGCUAAAACCUUAAGACCGCAAACAGAGGGAUCAUAUGGUUUAAACUUAAGUUGGCAAUGAAGAGAAGAUGAAGAAAACAAAGGGGAAUUUGGGUGGAGCAGGUAUAGAGAAGAGGACAGAAUUUAAGUGAAGGGCAGGUUAUAAAAUUAUAAUGUAUUUGUUACUGUUUUUAGCGAUUGGAGCAAGUAUAAGUAGUGGUAUUGCUUUUAUAUGGAUACUAUGGUCACGAAUCAGGCAAAUUCUUCAUAUUUUGUUAAUGGAGCACCCAAAGACUGUCAGAUUUCUGCAAGUAACCAAGUUGUUGGAGUUUACUGUGCAGAGCAAAAGUAUUUGUUCUUUCACAAAAAGGAUGAAUUCUUCAAUGGAGAUUUACCCACUCAAAAUAAAUACUCUAGCUCUUAGUCAUUCCAUGCUUUUCUUCUUGAGAUAUAUUCGAAUGGUUAUAAGUUUCAUCAAAGUGCUAUAACUUUGUAUAGAAGUCGAAAAUCUGGAGGAAGAUUAUAAACACGCUAAAGUUCACAAAGGAAGCGGAGACUACUUCAUAACCUCAACUAAAGGCCAGUGGUCUAACUGCGUUAUAACCCAAGUAAUAAACGGCGAAAUAAAAACCGAACAUUGGUUUGUUUUCAAUACUACUACAAAACAGAAAAGAGCAUGAUUAAAAAGAAAUCAAGAAUAAAAAUAUAAUCAACAAAAGAAGCAGAAUAACUAUUCGAAGGAUUAUUCCUCAAUCUCAGACAUAGAGGAUUAUUCAUCACAUUCUGAUAAAUUUGCACAUUCUAAACCUACUCCAACAGAGGUAAUUCUUCUUGAUGAUGAAGAUGAUAUUCCAAGAUACUAAACCACUAAUAAUACCUCAAAACUUAUGUUUAGAAUCAGAAAAGUCCAAAAAGGGAAACUACAACGAGAAAACAACAAAUUCCAAAUUCCAAAAGACUCUCAUGAAGGCUACCAGGGACAGAACAUAAUAAGAAAAAUAAAGAGCAAGAACAAAAAAUUCAACCAAGGGAAUUGGAGGAAUAAAGGAGAAACUUUCGCUCAAAACUGGGCCAAAGAUGCUUGGGAAAUCGAAAGACCAGGGAAGAAAGGUAGAAAUAAU
This is a messenger RNA of Moneuplotes crassus, 1280 nucleotides long. The record is from the annotation of a GenBank genome assembly. NCBI's taxonomy places the organism in Eukaryota, Ciliophora, Spirotrichea, Euplotida, Euplotidae.